AUGGUAUUCUCGAGCCUUGAUGAUUGUUGCUCAAUGUAUGUUAAGUAUGCCAAGGAGUGUGGGUUUUCAGUCAGGAAAGGGAAUACAAAGACAAAUUCUAAAGGUGUCUUACAUAUUAAGUAUUACUUGUAUACGAGAUCUGGGUUAUACAAGGACAAGAAGGUUGAUACGUUGGACCCCAAUCAAAAGAGGCGAGUAGUGCGAUCUAACUUUUCAAAGAGGACCGAUUGUGGUGCAUUGUUAUGUGUACUUUUUGAGGAUGGAUCAUGGAAGGUGUAUAAGUUUGUCGAGGAGCACAAUCAUGAACUUGUUGAACGUCCUGAUAAGCAUUUUCUUCAAACUGAACGACACCUCACUCAGCUCCAGAAGCAUGUUAUACACAACAUGUCUAAGUUAAACUUGGGUCCUGUCAAGGCGUUUAAUGUUAUGAAGACUUAUUUUGGCAGUUUUGAAGACGUGGGUGCAAGCAAAGUUGAAUUUAAGAACUAUAAGAGAUACUCUAUGGUGUUUGUACCGUUCACUGGCAUAGACAAUCAUUACUGUAAUGUUACAUUUGGUGCAACAUUGUUGGCGUCUGAAACUGCCGAUACGUAUAUUUGGUUGUUAAGAGUUUUUCUUAAAGUUGUUGGUUCUCAACCAAAAGUUGUUGUCACUGACCAAGAUCCAGCGAUGAAGAAGGUUAUUUCUGUUGUAUUUGUUGACACGAGGCAUCGGUUAUGCAUGUGGCAUGUGAUGCAUAAACUGACUUUGAAGGUUGGUGUUAGGCUAUGCAAUUCCACCAAUUUUAAAGAACGUAUUUGUGGUGUUGUGUGGACGGAUAUUCUCACACCUGAACAGAAUGGGAAGCGGGAAUCUUGGAUCCCUACAUACUAUAGAAUGGAGCAUAUGUCUGGUCUUAUGCGAACGACAUCCAGGUCGGAGACUGAGCUUAUUGGAGUUGCGGAUUGCAUAAAUAAACGUUAUGAAGAUCAGCCUGAUGGGUUUGUUAAGUUUUACGUAAAUGACUUACAGCAGCCUUACAAACAUUCUAUGCAUAGCGUUAUAGAGAUAUUGGUUUUGGCGUUUUUCAGAUGGCGCAAAGAGGCCUCCCAAAACUGUUCUCCUGAAUUCUCAAUUAGUCGUGACAAUAUAACCGAGCUUGAUCCUGAUGUGCAAAGUAUGAUGCGAGAUAUUAUUUAUUCAACCGAAUACACUUUGAACCGUUUAUCUGGUAAUAAAGAGGAGCUAUCCUUAUACAAGGAUCAUGUUCAAUCUUAUAUGAAGAAGGUUCAAGAUAUGCAGAUUGUUGCUCCUCCCACUAGUUCUAGGGAUAGAUUUGCUGAGAUAACCGGUCAAUAUAAAAACAACAAGAAUCCAAUAAGAGUCCCUGUAGGUUAUAAAUCCAAAGGUUCUGGUUCUCGGAAGCGCCUGAAAUCUAAACAGGAGAUAGCAAUCGAUAAAAAGAAAUCAAAGUCGAAACCCGGGGCCAAAGAAAGACAAUGUCAGAACUGCAAAGCCUAUGGACACUACGCAUUAACAUGCAAACAGGCCAUAAUUAAAAGAAGAUCGACAAGGUCUUCGAGAGCCAGUGAAGAGUAG
Messenger RNA from Helianthus annuus (common sunflower), 1578 nucleotides. RefSeq lists its product as uncharacterized. The transcript has 7 exons. The record is from RefSeq and is a predicted model, not a curated record. NCBI's taxonomy places the organism in Eukaryota, Viridiplantae, Streptophyta, Magnoliopsida, Asterales, Asteraceae. Gene Ontology annotation, biological process: regulation of DNA-templated transcription. Bases 1 to 1578 code for a protein of 525 amino acids. Gene Ontology annotation, molecular function: nucleic acid binding; zinc ion binding.